AUGCCUCCUCCAAUUCCCACAUUCUCUCAACUUUCUCAACCUCAUCAUACCCUAAUCAAAACUCCCCUUUUCACCAUCAAAUCCAACAAUAACAAUACCAUCAAUAUCAAACCAAUUAACCCCUCUCUUCUAACCACACACUCUUCCUCUCUCACUAAUUCCUCCAUCAAACAAUCAACAAACAAUCUUAUCGAUUUCAAGGACAAAACAACUAGGUUCCGACUCAAAAACCUCCUACGAAGCAUCACAUCUUUAUCCUCGUCCAAAAACAAAACCCACAUACUAGAACAAAUCCUAGAGAAAGAUGAUACUAUCUUUCAAAUUCAAACCAUAUCAGAUUUCAAUCACCUUCUCAUGGCACUAGUCAUUGCACAAGAGCCGGAACUUUUUCAAACAAUUUUCACAAAGUUACCAUCUUUUCAUCUUGUUCCAGAUUGUUGCACUUACUCCAUCAUGAUAAGGUGCCACUGUGAGAAAAACGAUGUUGAUGAAGCAAAAAGACUUCUUUUUACUGUUUUGGAAAAUGGGUUUGAACCAGAUGCUGCAACCAUCACUGUUUUAAUAAAUUCCCUUUGCAAGAGAGGGAAAGUGAAGAAAGCUAUGGAGGUUUUUGGGUUCAUGGAGAGAAAGGGUUUGAAGCUUGGUGUUCAAGCAUAUAACUGUUUGUUGAAAGGGUUUUGUUAUGUGGGAAGGGUUGAAGAAGCAGUUGAGAUUUUGAUGAAAAUGAAGGAGAGAAAUUUAGGGUUAGUGGGGGUUUUGGGGGUUGAUAUUUAUUCUUACAGUGCUGUUAUGAAUGGGUUAUGCAAAGUGGGUCGUUCGGAUGAAGCAAUGAGGUUGUUCAAUGAAGCUAUUGAAAUUGGAUUGAUACCGAAUGUGGUUAUUUUUAACGCGUUGAUUCAAGGGUAUUCGAGAGAAGGUAGACCGGUUGAGGGUGUUGGUGUUUUGAAGAUGAUGAAAGAACAUGGUUGUGUUCCUGAUUGUAUUAGUUAUAGUACUGUUUUACAUGGAUUGUUGAAGUGGGAUGAAAUUGUGGGGGCGCUUUGGGUUUAUAAGGAGAUGGUGGAGAUUGGAUUUGAGGUUGAUUUGAGGAUGGUGGGGACUUUGGUGAGACGUUUGUGUAAGAAAUCGUGGAGGGAAAAGUGUUUGCUUGAGGAUGCGUAUGAAGUGUUUGAGAAAAUGAAAGAGAAGGGUUUAGUGGUUGGUAAGAGGACAAUGGAGGUGAUGGUUGAGGCAUAUUGUAGGGGGAAGAAGUUUGAUGAGGCUUUGGUGAGUUUGAAUGAUAUGGUUAGGUGGGGUUAUUCUCUUGAGGCGAUUUGUUUUGAGAAAGGGAUUAGAGGACUUUGUAGGCAGGGUAGAGUGGAUGAGGCAGUGUCAAGUUUGGUCCUUUUGCAUGCAAAUGGAGGGAUUCUUGAUAGAAAUUGUUUUGAGGUGUUGGUUAAUGAACUUAAUGCACUUGGGAGAGUGUUUUGUGGUUCUGUUUUGUUUGGUCUAGCAUUGAAGCAAGGUGUUGUUCUUGUUCGCGAUAAGGACGUGCAAGCUGAUAAAAGGUGUUAG
This is a messenger RNA of Vicia faba (fava bean), 1554 nucleotides long. NCBI's taxonomy places the organism in Eukaryota, Viridiplantae, Streptophyta, Magnoliopsida, Fabales, Fabaceae. The record is from the annotation of a GenBank genome assembly.